Messenger RNA from Fundulus heteroclitus (mummichog), 1213 nucleotides. It is a transcript of the gene pex2, whose product is annotated as peroxisomal biogenesis factor 2. Gene Ontology annotation, biological process: protein import into peroxisome matrix. The transcript is spliced from 2 exons. The record is from RefSeq and is a predicted model, not a curated record. Lineage: Eukaryota; Metazoa; Chordata; Actinopteri; Cyprinodontiformes; Fundulidae. Gene Ontology annotation, cellular component: peroxisomal membrane. The coding region runs from base 86 to 1075 and encodes 329 amino acids. Gene Ontology annotation, molecular function: zinc ion binding.
GGCGAAGUUGCCCAACCCGGAAAAACAAACUGUCUUCAACACACCAGGGGGAGAACGGUAGACUUUUACGCUCCACCGAAAAGAAAUGGCAGGUGCGAACAGUAACCGCAACCGAGGGCCGGCUGGAAGUCAGGGUUCGGGUUCUGCCGUCGACCCAGGGACGCCGGUUUUGCGCAUCAGCCAGCUGGACGCCCUCGAGCUGGACUCUGCCCUCGAGCAGCUGAUGUGGACCCAGUUCACUCAGUGCUUCCAGAACUGCCGCCCAGGGCUGCUCACCCCCGUGGAGCCUGAACUGAAGGCUCUGCUGUACCUGCUGCUGUGGAGAUUCACCCUUUAUUCUAGCAGUGCCACAGUAGGCCAAACCUUACUGAGCCUGCGCUAUCACAGCACCUCUUCGUCGUCUGCCCACUACAAGCCGCUGUCCCCUCGUCAGAAGCUGGGCCUUGCCGUAUUUACCGCGGCCCCCCGUUGGCUGCAGGAGCGUUCCUACCGGCUCCUGCCAUGUCUGGGUUUGGCCCCGAGAGGGGCCGCGUCAGAAAUGGACGGCGGUUUGCUCCAACGAGGUCUCCGGAAAGCCCUGGCCCUCGUGUCCGGUCUGGCGAAGUUCGCCACCCUCGUCAACUUCCUUGUUUUCCUGAGGAACGGCCGUCACCCCGUCCUGGCUGAAAGGAUUGCAGGAGCUCAGGCUGUUUUCAGCAAACCCAACGUGGUCCGAGACGUAACUUACCAGUACAUGAACCGGGAACUGCUGUGGCACGGCUUCGCCGAGUUCCUCAUCUUCCUGUUGCCGCUGGUCAAUUUAAGGAAGCUGAAAACGGCUGUGUUGCUACGCGUGCUUGGAGGAAAAAGUUCUGACGGAGAAGGAGCAGGAGAGCCACGGGACGUGUGGAAAGACUGCGGACUGUGCGGAGAAUGGCCAACCAUGCCUCACACAGUGGGUUGCCGGCACGUUUUCUGCUACUACUGCAUUAAAAGCCACAGCAUCGCAGACGCUUACCUCACAUGUCCUAAAUGUGGAGCGGAAGCAGGGACGCCCGAGAUGGUCAAGAUGGAGAUGCAGGUUUUGGACCGAUGAUGGUUCCGUCCUGCUGAGAGGGAACAGUCAGACACUUAGUCUGGUUAAAAGGGAUAGUUCUGGCGUGGUUUAGGGCUGGACAAUAAUUCAAUAAUGAUAUAUAUCGAUCGAUAGAUGUAUGGUUCAAUAUGAAAAACA